Cuculus canorus (common cuckoo) is the source of this 5419-nucleotide messenger RNA. It is a transcript of the gene KLHL40, whose product is annotated as kelch like family member 40. NCBI's taxonomy places the organism in Eukaryota, Metazoa, Chordata, Aves, Cuculiformes, Cuculidae. Bases 191 to 2050 code for a protein of 619 amino acids. The record is from RefSeq and is a predicted model, not a curated record. The transcript has 6 exons. Gene Ontology annotation, biological process: negative regulation of proteasomal ubiquitin-dependent protein catabolic process; negative regulation of protein ubiquitination; skeletal muscle fiber development. Gene Ontology annotation, molecular function: protein binding. Gene Ontology annotation, cellular component: A band; I band.
AACUGAAGUACACAGACAGCUGCGAUAGUAGCAAGCGUUUCACAUUCCCAGUGUCCUGACGGUCUGGAAGCAAGAGAAACUCACAAGCCCUGCUUUAAGAUCCUUUACCAAGGUCUGAGGUAUAGAUCUAUUCAUAAAUAUAUAUAUAUAAAAGAAGAAUUGGGGAAAAAAAGAAGGGUUACUCUUCACUAUGGGUUUGCCUUUUGAUCAAGUGGAAGAACUGCGUCUCUACCAGCAAACUCUCCUCCAGGAUGGACUCAAAGACAUGUUGGACCACAAUAAGUUUCUGGACUGUGUCUUAAAAGUCAAGGGGAAGGAGUUUCCCUGCCAUCGGCUGGUCCUGGCAGCUUGCAGCCCAUAUUUUCGAGCGAUGUUCCUCUCAGACAUGGAAGAGAGCAAGAAGAGGGAGGUCAGUUUGGAAGAUGUUGAUCCAGAUGUCAUGGGCAAGAUCCUCCAUUAUAUCUACACUUCUGAACUGGAGAUCACAGAGCAGAAUGUGCAGGACAUCUUCUCCGUUGCCAACAUGUUCCAGAUCCCCUCCAUCUUCACUGUGUGUGUGUCCUUCUUACAGAAGCGGCUCUGCCUCAGCAACUGCUUGGCUAUCUUCAGGCUGGGCUUGAUGCUGGAUUGUGCCCGGCUGGCCGUGGCAGCUCGAGAUUUCAUUUGUGAUCGAUUUGCAUUGGUCUCUCGGGACGAGGAGUUCUACCAGCUUUCACCCGAUGAGCUUAUUGCCAUCAUCUCCAGUGACUCCCUCAACAUCGAGAAGGAGGAGACUGUCUUCGAAACAGUGAUGAAGUGGGUGGGGACCAAGGACCAUGAGAGCCGGCAAAAGGCCUUGCCUGUCAUCUUUGAAAGCAUCCGCUUCCGCCUCAUGCCAAACGACUACAUCAAGGACCAUGUGGAGAAGCAUGCCAUGGUAAAGUCCAACUCGGAGCUGCUCAAGAAGCUGCAGAUGGUGAAGGAUGCCCAAAAAGGCAAAUUCACUGUGGUGAAGAAGAAGAAAGUGAAGAAAAGCAGUGAAAACCAAGCAAAAGACAAUAUUGUCAAUGGAGCAGUAGAUGAGGAGGAAGAUACAGAGGAAGAUGCUCUCCCAGGGAUCUUAAAUGACACAAUGCGCUUUGGGAUGUUCCUCCAGGACCUUAUUUUCAUGGUGAGUGACAGUGGAGCAGUGGCCUAUGAUCCCACUGCCAACGAGUGCUAUUUUGCCUCCCUGUCUACUCAAAUCCCAAAGAACCACAUCAGUAUGGUGACCAAAGAGAACCAGAUCUUCAUUGUCGGAGGACUGUACUACAACGAGGACAGCAAAGAGGAUCCCAUGAGUUCCUACUUCCUACAGUACGACCAUCUGGACGCAGACUGGCUGGGGAUGCCCCCCCUGCCCUCCCCUCGCUGCCUCUUUGGCCUGGGAGAAGCAGAAAACUCGAUUUUUGUGGUUGGAGGGAAAGAACUGAAAGAGGGAGAAAAGACCUUGGAUUCAGUCCUGUGCUAUGACCGGCUGUCCUUCAAGUGGGGUGAAGCUGAUUCCCUUCCCUAUGCAGUCUAUGGCCACGCAGUGGUGUCACACAAGGACCUUGUCUACGUCAUUGGCGGCAAAGGAAGCGACAAAAAGUGCCUGAAGAACAUGUGUGUCUACAACCCAACUAAGUUUGAAUGGAAGGAGCUGGCUCCCAUGAAAACUGCUCGGUCCCUGUUCGGAGCCACUGUGCACAAGGACAAAAUCUACGUGGCUGCUGGUGUGACUGACUCUGGCUUGACCAACUCAGUGGAAGUGUAUGAUAUUGCCACCAACAAGUGGGACACUUUCACUGAGUUCCCGCAGGAGCGCAGCUCAGUCAGCCUGGUGAGCUUGGCUGGGGUGCUCUACCUGCUCGGAGGGUUCGCCACGGUGGAAACGGAGUCAGGAGAGCUGGUGCCAACGGAGCUGAACGAUGUUUGGAGAUAUGAUGAAGAGCAAAAGAAGUGGGAAGGGGUCCUCCGGGAGAUCCAGUAUGCCUCCGGUGCCACUUUCCUUCCUGUGCGCCUCAAUGUUUUGCGCCUGACGAAGAUGUAGCGAGGCAUGAUUUAUUUAGUUUUUCCACGGGAUUCUGGGGCAAUGAGAGGUGGGAAGAUGUGCUUAUCAGCACAGAGAUGUGGCAUUUGGAUACUGUGUAGGACAUUGCAUCUGUGAUUGGUACCUUUUUACUUGGUCAAAUUGGAAAAACUAUCUUAAAGCCCUAUGGGAACUUGAAGAUGCUUACAAGAUAUCUAGAAAAGGGAACUGGAGCCACCAAGGAGCUGGUGUAGACCAAGAAGCACGGAGCAAUGAGUUGUUCUAGUCUCAGUAGACAGGACAAAAAGAUCACAUUCUUAUUCUACUUCUGCCUCCAUCAUUUUCCCUGUCUUCUCAACUGCUGUUGCACCUCCCCAACCAAGAUUGGAGGCAUAAAGUGGAUUCCAAGGCACUAAGCUGGCAUUCCCCAGGGAAGGGGGUCUAUAAAGUAGGCCCACCAACGGUAGCUGUGAGCAUGGUACUAGAGUCCACCUUGGAUGGGAAAGGAAAGGGUUGAAGCUGUGGUACAGGAGAGGUCUAGUGGGACUUCAAUGAGUUCUCAAGUGAUGAGGGUUGUUGGAAUGAGACAGUUAAAAGAAAAGAGCACGUGACUGUGGGCAGCAGAAAUGCUUUGGAAAUUGCAGUGAAAAGGAAUUAGUCUUGGUUCUUUGCCUCCACCUUGACUUUGGACUGAAUGGAGGCCAGGAACUAAGGUCUGUGGGAGGGGAAGAGUCGAGCGAGUAGUAGGGUAGGAAAGGGGAGAAGACAGGCAGAGAGAGAUAUGGGUGCUCAUCUCCAGCCUUUUGGGCUCCCCAUGGACAAUCACAGAUCACAAUAUCCUCAACUAGGGUGGGACAAGGGCUGUUUUACAGGGAAAGGUUUUAUAUUUAUGCUGUUUCUCUUAUUUUUCAUGUUCUGAUCUUUUUCUUUUUUUAAAGACUAUACUAGUUUACUAAGUACAUAGAGAUCUCAGAUGUGUUUGGCUCAAAGAGAGCUUCCCACUGUGCAAAAAUGUAUUUUUUUUUUAAGUUAUCCAUAAUGAUGUUUUGAUAGAAACACAAUUGUACUGGCAGCAGGACAAAGAUCUGCUAGAGCAAAAAUCUCCUGAUGCCCACACCAUGUGACAAGUGGUUUAUUUAAAAAUAAAUUAUUAGGCUAUUUCAAAAGAAAUCCUCUUUGUCUGCAUGUUGAUAGAGCUGUAACUGAAUGUCCACAGCAACUAAACACAACGAUCAAGCAAAAGCUGCAAUGAACACACAAAGGAAACCAGCCCAUGCAAAGGCUCAGCUUUUAUUCUUCUUAUUUCCCUCAAUUUGUGUGCUGAAACUUUAGCAUUCAUGUCUUUAUAGCUAUUCUCCAGAGAUAUCAGGACUAGGAUCUUACCUAGGACCAGAGGAAGCUGUAAGCCUUCCAGCACCUAAAGGGGGCACACAAGAAACCUAGGGAAGAGCUCUUUAUCAGGGAGUGCAGGGAUAGGAUGAGGGGCAAUGGUUUUCAGCUGAAAAAGGGAAGAUUUAGAUUAGACAUUAGGAGGAAAUGUUUUCCCAUGAGGGUGGUGAGGUACUGGCACAGGUUGCCCAGAGAAGUCAUGGCUGCCUUAUCCCUGGAGGUGUUCAAGGCCAGGUUGGAUACGGUUUUUAGCAACCUGAUCCAGUGGAAGGUUUCCCUGCCCAAGGCAGGGGAUUUGGAAUUGUUCUUUAAGGUCUCUUCCAACCCAAAGCAUUCUAUGAUUCAAUGAUCAUUCUAUGAUUCUAUGAUACCAUCAACAAGGAUGAUAAUGAGUAAUAAAAAAGAACAAAUACAAACUUUGCAAAAUAAUACCCUCAAAGUGGCAUGAAAAUUAUGAUAUCAAAAAUCAUAUCUGGCUGAUCAUCUAGUUCGAAGUGCAGUCACGGAGAAACUAAAAUAUGUUUGGAUGGAAAGACAAUUUGGCAUGAAUAAAGGAACCAGAGUCUUGUCCUGGUUUCUUUUUAAGGAUUUAAAAAGUUACAGAACAAUCUCCCUAGAGGACAAAACCAUCAGAACAGUAAUGAAAGAUUUUCAGAAGAAAAACAAAUCCAAGGUGACUGUCUGGCACGAAGUAGCUUUAAAAAAAGGCAACAAAAACCUUUGAAACUAUUAAAUGUGUGAAAAAUACACAUUAAAAAAAAUCACUUUCUACCCAGUUCUGCAGAAAUUCCCAUUGAUGACUCCCAAGAUAAUUGAAAAAUCUGCCAAAUUGACAAUAGCUUGUGGAUGAAAAGAAAAAGAAAAAUGAAGAAGAAAAAAAAUACUCCAUGUGUAGAACAAUCAUUUCUUAAAAAUUGUUUACUGCAGUGCCAUCAUUUACCACCUCCUGCCUGGAAAUGGACACCAACACCAUUGUUUCAGCUCUUCUCGCCAGAUGCAGAAUGGAAAGCUGUUGGAUCUUGAUCCUAAGAGAGGGUUAAACCCCAUCUACUGCAGCUAUGGGGUUGAACUCUCCAGGGGUAAAUUUGGACUCUUUGAAGUCCAUGAGUUGUCACGGUGUGGUUCCUUAACAAUGUCUUGAGAAGCAGCAAUUAAGACUGGUCCCCAUCCUUGGUCACUCACCUCACAACUCCGGAUUGGGAAUACAGUUAAUAGGAGCUUCAUGCUCCUGUGUAGUUCAUAUCCAUUAUAAAUCCAUGGGAGAUGCCACUCCUGGCUCAGGGCUACAAACCAGGAAAGCAGAAAUAGCUGUUGUAUAAAAGCACAAAGAAGAGCUUGAAAAAUCCCAUCACUUGAGCAACGAGGGCCAAAUCUCAGUGCAUGCAAGCCAGUGUUGGCCCAAGGAAGGUGGCAAAGUUGCACAUUGCCAAGAAAAAGCCUGUCCCAGAGAUCCCAGAGAUGUUCAACACCUUCUUGCCAAGAGGUCGCUUCAGUCCAAAGGCAAUCACAAACAAGAAAUGCCAGCAUGAAUUCACAGAGGAGCAUCACUCCUUGCUGCUGCCUGGCAUUUUCCUGGCUCAGAUGCACACAGGUUUUCCUGUGGCUAUCUUCUCAAGACAAUGCCAGCAGCAAAGGAGCAGGUACAUCCCAAGGGUGGGGGGAAAUCAUCUUUUCUUCCUUUAGCUUCCCAAUAUCAGUGAUGGUAGACGGCAAGGAUCCCAUCAUCCCAUUUGAAACCAACAAAGGCUUUUAGAUGGGUUCCUUGGUUUCUCCACUGCUCACACAGGAGCUUAGACCCAGCUCAUAGCUCACACAAAUCUCAUGGAGACAGCACAACCCAGAAGCUCGGUCCUCACCUACCCUAAAAACCCCAGGACUGCAAUCACUGAGCCCUUUCCUCUAUCCACUCAUCACUCUUCCCUGAAGAGCUCUGUUUUGUUAGCCCCACAUCAGUCCAACUAUCUGACACACCUGCACACACCUCCCACCAAACCCAACUGG